AGUAGCGUGGGUAUAGGGAAUUUGUACAGGCAGCCCGCGUUGUGCAUUGAUUGUAUGUGUAUAUGCAUUAUACACACGUAUGCUACAUAGCGUCUCCAGUGUACAGCCAGCCAAGAAAAUUUACAAAUAGUUUGGAUAAGUUGAACAAGAAUCUACAGAAAUAAAGCCAACCAUGGUUCGAAAAGACCCCAACAAGCCAAAGGGGCGUAUGUCCUCAUAUGCCUUCUUUGUGAAGUACUGCAGAGAGGAAGUAAAGGAUGAGUCGGUUGACUUUGCAGAAUUCUCCAAGAGUUGUUCUCUCAGAUGGAAGGGUAUGGAUGAUGGAGCCAGGAAGAAGUUUCUCGAGUGUGCUGAAUCUGACAGGCAGAGAUACGAGCGUGAGAUGGCUCGCUACGUUCCCCCAAAGGGCCAGAAGAAGAAGGGACGCCGCAAGAAGGACCCCAAUGCACCAAAACGUAACCUGUCGGCGUUUUUCAUAUUCAGUAAUGAAGAGAGACCCAAAAUCAAGGCCACAAAUCCCAAACUGGGAAUUGGUGAUAUUGCUAAGAUUCUGUCUGGUCAGUGGAAGACGCUCCAGCCCCCACAGAAGUCCAGGUACGACAUUGCUGCUGUUGCUGACAAAGAAAGAUACCUCAAGGCAAUGAGGAUCUACAAAGAAACUGCCGCCAAGGUAAAACCCAAGUCCUCUUCGAGUUCCUCCUCUUCAUCCUCAAGCUCCAGCUCAAGUAGCUCAAGCUCCAGUGAUGAGGAGUAAAUGAAAAGUCGUCAACCGGAGAGCGUCCACUAUCAGGGAAAUCUGAAAAAAAGUUUCCCCCGUUCCCCUCCCCCUCAAAAUGUAUCAAAGUUUGUCCCUUUUACUCGGAAUGGAUUUUAAAAUAAUUAAUAAUGGUUACUAUCAUUCAAAUGUCUCAAACUAAAACAAAAAGAGACUAGGAAUAUUGAAAUACCUAUAUGGGGGAGGAGGGUACUGACUGGAAAAAGAACGGGUUAAAAAGUUACCUUGACAAUUGUUAAGCAUGGUCGUUUUAAAGUAUCUGUCGUGUAAAAAUAAUUUGAAAUAACUUGUAAAAAGGGCCCCAAACUGAUAGUUUUUCCUUUCAUGUGUAAAAGGUUGGUCACCAUUUUGUUCUUAAAAUGUUGCUUUCUAUUUUAGCUGCUACAUAUGCGUGACUCGUUAAAAGGUGCUGUCACAGUGUGCUUUCCCUGAAUAAAUGUGUUGUUUCAUGUGACCUUUGACCAGACCCAGGCUAGAGAUAUCUGUGUAAAAACCGAGCCUUUGCCUUCCUAAUUUGAAUCACAGUCGAGCAACAGUAAGAGUUGACAUUUGUAUAGUGAAAGUGCAACAGAUAGCCCCUUUACCCUAAUUGUUAAUUGAAAAUCUUAAAAGAGUUAUUUUUUUUACCAUAGAUUUUCACAUUACUUCGUUUUACGUUUGUGGACCUGUAAGUUAUCUUCACCCUUUUAAAGAUAUGUACAAUUAUGCUGAAGUAGGCCAGUGUGUAAGUUUUACAUGAAUGCACUCAGUGCCCCGUGAAGGAAGGCAACCAAUAGUUUGGCAACACACGGCCCAUUAAUUUGUGGGACACUGUAUGUGAAAAAGAGCCAUUUAUGAAAUGUGUUUAGAUACAAAAUACCUCAUUUUUACUUCAUCAUCAGAAUAUGCAGUUUUGCGGGUGAAAACUGAAGAGUUUAAUUAUACAGUACGUAAGGCAGCAUAAUUUGAUGCUAGUUAGUGUUGAUAAUGGUUAGUAAUGCUUACCAAAUUGUUAAAGUUUGCCUCUUAAGUCUUAUCUAAAUUGUGUUUAAAAUGAUUGUGUUUACAAUGAUUGUGUUUACAAUGAUUAGGUUGAUUCGGGUUCCAGACUAUCAAUGGCUUAAUGACAUAGCACCUGUUUGAAGGCCCUCAUUGGUGGAUCCAAUCAAUUAACUGUGAUCAAAGGGUGACCAUAACCAGUUUCUUUUAGUUGUAAAUUUAUCAUAGCUGUUUAUUGAUGAUUUUUUGAAGACGUUUGAUAGUACAUGUAUAUGAACAAGUUUUUUUAACAUUUCAAAUGUCGGGACCUGAAGAUGAGCUAUGUGAGCUUUAAGUUUCCGAAUAUUGUUAAUCAAGAUCUGAAGAAGACGACCAAAGUAGUUCCUUAUCGUUCAACUUUGAUUCAAAAAAGCGCAUUAAACAUUUUUAUUUAGUUUUAAAUGAGAAUUUCUUUGAAAAUAUUUGGAAUCUGAACCACCCAAGAUGUCAUGUGAAUGUGAGUUUCAGACUAAAAUGCCACUUCAUCACACUUCCUUGUUUGGAUUUGUAAAACAAAAAAUCAACAAUACGUCUUUGCCUUGGGACCAGAAAGAACUUAAGAGACGCAAAUUCCUUUUGUAAAACCAACUCGGUCUUUAUGUGUUUUGAAAUCCUUUCUGCUCUGGGCCAACAUGUGUUCCAAAUGGUGCUCGAGUAAAAGUAGUGACCAAAUUCAUCAUGGAGUUCUACAAGGAUUACGAACAUGGAAAGACGGACUUGAGCUAUGAAGUUUUGAAGUUUCUGCAUUAACAUGAUUGAAGAGAGACGUUUGCAAAAUGACCUGUUGAUGAUCAAUCAAACUUAAUACAUGUAUGUUCUGUGAUAAUGAAAUUUGUCAACGAAAUUUUCCAAUGUGGUUUAGUUUAAGCUAAGAGCUGGUCUUGAAUUCUUUUGUUGCACUCACUGUGAAUAAUAUAUUGUUCAGCUACACUAGUUCAUAUGUGUGUGUUUGUUUUGGAAAGGAUUGAGUUUGGAAAUUAAAGCUUAUGUUUUUAUCGAA
Asterias rubens (European starfish) is the source of this 2792-nucleotide messenger RNA. RefSeq names its product high mobility group protein 1 homolog. The transcript is spliced from 5 exons. Lineage: Eukaryota; Metazoa; Echinodermata; Asteroidea; Forcipulatida; Asteriidae. The coding region runs from base 173 to 754 and encodes 193 amino acids. The record is from RefSeq and is a predicted model, not a curated record. Gene Ontology annotation, molecular function: DNA binding, bending. Gene Ontology annotation, biological process: regulation of transcription by RNA polymerase II.